Messenger RNA from Radiomyces spectabilis, 4609 nucleotides. RefSeq names its product C2 domain-containing protein. The record is from RefSeq and is a predicted model, not a curated record. The coding region runs from base 181 to 4461 and encodes 1426 amino acids. NCBI's taxonomy places the organism in Eukaryota, Fungi, Mucoromycota, Mucoromycetes, Mucorales, Radiomycetaceae. The transcript has 14 exons. Gene Ontology annotation, molecular function: lipid binding.
UUGCGUGUUCCUGAUUGGAUCCAGCCCCAACCCGUAAAAAGUCAAAGGGGAAAAAAGAACGAGGCCAAAACUAAAAACCAUAUUUUUGUAGCUGAGAGCAACUUUCGGUGACCCAAUUCAAGAGAUCCGGCAUACAAUUCCGAAAGCCCAGCGUUUCGCUUCCGUUUACCCUGCCCCGACAUGGAUAAACUAUACCAAGAAGAGGCUUUCGCCGCUCAGGAAGCCAUGGACAAAGAGAUAAUGCAAACCUCAGAUACCACCGUCCACGUUUUCGACCCAGAUAUCCACCCUGAACAGAAACGGGCCGAAGCCGAAAGAGACAUUCCCCCAAACUUGAUACCAGACUUUCGUAAUCUAGGUCAUCGCAAAGGCUUGCAGACCGAACUAGGGACCUACGAUGUCCACGAAGUUAUGCAAGCGCUCGCAAGCGCUCAGCUCAAACCCAUCAAGCCGACCGACAUUCAAGUGUCACGUACAAAAUCACGGAGAAUGUCAACGGCAUCGCCACGGUCACCCAAAAGCCCAACCAACGGCACUAUACCAUCAGCACGUAUUCCCGACCACUGGAACAUUGGCUGGACAUCCCUGUCUUCCCGUCCUAACCCAGGAGGAGCCACUCAUCUGCGUGCGAAUGAAAAGAACAAUGACCCUACCACAGAGAUUCUGUUUCUGCUUUUUCGUGGGGAAGGGUUACAAGAUACGAUAAUGAUAUUCGUCGUAGGCAUAGGAGCAUGGACACUGGCAACCUUUGGAUUCGGAGUGGCCACGUUUCUAUUUCUGUGUCUUGCUGUAGGAUUGUACCUUCAAUUGGACUAUCAAAGAUUUCAUCGACAAGCAAGCGAUGAUAUUCAUCGAGAAAUGGUCAAACAAAGCCUGGAAACCAAUGCCGAAACCGUGCAUUGGCUUAACACUUUCCUACAAAAAUUUUGGCUCAUCUUCGAACCGGUCAUGAGCGCCUAUGUCAUUGAAAAUAUCGACACUUAUUUGGUCGAUUAUCUUCCUGGGUUCCUCGAUUCCGUUCGAUUAACCACCUUUACUCUCGGUUCCACUCCCUUUCGAGUCGACAAUGUAAAGACCUUUUUGAACACCGAACCAGACACUGUGUGCAUGGAUUGGACAGUGUCUUUUGUGCCAAACGAUACGUCGCAAAUGACGAUGAAGCAAGUGGAACAGAAAAUGAAUCCCAAGGUCGUGCUUAAUAUUCGUCUGGGAAAAGGCAUGGUUGGGGCAGGGAUCCCCGUUCUCGUGGAGGACAUGAGUUUCAAGGGCCAAAUGCGCAUCAAACUCCAGUUUACCAGCAAAUUCCCGCACAUCAAGAUGGUCGAAGCCUGCUUUAUGAACAAACCGCUCUUUGAUUAUGUGCUUAAACCGAUUGGUGGAGAAACAUUUGGUUUCGAUGUGAACAAUAUUCCAGGGCUGCAGAGCUUUGUGCGCGAUCAAGUACAUACGAUCCUUGGGCCAAUGAUGUAUUACCCCAAUGUAUUCAGCUUUAAUCUAGAAAAGUUCUUUGCUGGAGAACUCGAUAUCACACAAGCAAAUGGUGUAUUGGCUAUUACUGUGUAUUCCUGUACACCUUUGCAAUCCGGUGACUUUUCGGGAGCAAGUAUCAGUCCGUUUGUUCGAUUCUAUUUGGAUAAAGCCCAGGAACUCGGACGAACCAGUGUUCUGCCCAACACACUCGAACCACGGUGGAAUGAAACCCAUUUCCUUCUAUUAAACAAUUUAACCUCGAUACUCACCCUUGAACUGCGAAGCCAAAACAACAACACCAAAGAUCGCCGCAUUGCAAGAACCCACUUUGAUCUACACGAAUUAUCGGAGGAAGCGAGUGGAGAAGCAUCUGGAUUGGAGCUAUUAAUGACACGACGUGGCAAACCCAUUUGCCACUUGAAAGCAGAUAUGCGGUUCUUGCCAGUGUCAAAACCAACCUACUUGCCUGACGGCACCGUGGAGCCCGCGGCAGAAUCAAAUUCCGGUGUGCUUCGUUUGACGGUGCAUGAAUGCCGACAUUUGGGUGGAACGACGGUCAGUCCUUAUGCUGUAGUGAUGAUUAAUGGGGCGGAAAAGAUGACAACGCCAGUGUUCAAGCGUAAUCCCAAUCCUAAAUUUGAACGGCCCGUCGAAGUGGUGGUGUUGGACAAAACGGAAAUCUACCUUCGCGUGCUUAUCAAGGACAGCGUGGCGUUUGGCGAGGAUACGUUGUUGGGAGUGUGGCGUGGAUAUCUUAUGGACAUGUUGCAACAACAAGCCAAGAACGACGGCUGGUGGGACCUUUAUUUGCGGGAACGGAAAACCGGCGGCCGGAUUCGCGUCAGUAUGCAAUGGAAACCGGUGGUCAUGAAAGAACUAGCGUUAGGUGUCACUGGUUUUGGUCUCUACAAUCCUCCCAUUGGUGUGGUUCGAUUGUCAUUGUGGGAAGCGCGUGAUCUGCGGAAUGUCGAGGCAGCCACAGGCAGUAAAUCGGACCCUUAUGUGCGUGUCAUGUCGGGUUCGCGAAUCUGUGCACGGACCGAGGCCAUUGACAAUAAUUUGAAUCCCGAAUGGACCGAAAUUCAUUACAUUCCCGUGCACUCGAUGAAGGAAGAUCUCGUCUUGGAAGUCAUGGAUUGGAAUGCCAAAACAAGCGACAAGUCGCUCGGUUCCGCGGUGCUCCACAUGCGAGACAUUGUAUACCAACAGACCAAAGAAGAAAAUGGAACUACCCAUACCUGGUACAUCGCCAGUCCGCCAAAGAUAGACAAAUGGGCUCCACUUCGAGCUGUGGGACGAAAGUCAGCCAAAGGCGAAUUGCACUACAGCGCUGAAUUUUAUCCUACGAUGGCAUUGCCAAAACUAGCUUCCGAACCCGCUGCAACAACAGAAUCCUCGUCAGAACCGUCCGAUGCCCCGGAAACGGUGACUGUUACACCUAACCAUAAUGACAUCGAGACCACUGCUCCGUUGUACGAUUUGAAUGGAUUCCCUGUCAACUAUACCCCGGAUAACGUGAUUGAUCUGCGCACGUACGAUUGUGGCGUGUUGACGGUCCGAAUCCAUGAAGUGCGAUUGCGUCGGGUGGCCAAGGCGUACGCGCAGAUCCUUGUCGACUCUCUUACGCCGCAAUUCAAAACAGCCAAGGUCAAAGGCCGUGUGUUGCCUUUCAACGAAGCGGGUGAUGCGUUUGUGAAGGAAGCCGAAUUUUCACGCGUGGUGGUGGAAAUUAAACCGAGUGAUAGCGAUGAGAAUGAUGACAUCAAACUGGGAUAUUGGGUCGACACUGCCAGCAACAUUAUUCGUCAUAUACAACAGCGCCAACGCAGGUUAAUUCCUCGCACAGACGCGGAUAGACAGGAAGACGACGACGACGAUGGCGAUUGGUACCCGCUGCUCGGUUCCGACGGUGCAGAGAUUCGGUUGAGUUUCUGCUAUGCGCCACUCAUGAAUUUCCACUUGAGCCCAGAUGAAAGCCUGGAAAAUCAGGGAAAUUUGACCGUAACGUUACUCAGCGCAAGGAAUCUCAAGGCAGUGGAUAAAUCAGGUACCAGUGAUCCUUAUGUGGUAUUCACCAUCGAUGGUGCCCGGGUUCACAAGAGUAUCACCAUCAAGAAAUCGUUGAGCCCUGUAUGGAGAAACGAGCAAUUUGUGGUCCCCAUUCAAUCACGAAGAUGUUCAAGUUUCCGUAUUGAAGUAUUCGAUUGGAACCAAUUCCAAGGAGACGAAUCACUAGGAUCCGGGGGAAUUUCCCUUGCAAGCGAAUUUAUCGAGAGUUUUGUGGCAAGGGAUGUCCAGAUUCCGUUGGCGGGACCUCCGGAUGUGACAGGCACGGUACGUGUCCGAUUUCUGUGGCAACCUCAGUUGUUGGCGAAACGAAAAACGCACACUUCGGUGCUAUCGUCCACCACACGGAUGCUGACGGGGGUAAUGGGACUGACAUCGUCGCACACGACCUCGGUGUUUGACCUCCCUCCCACUAUUUCACCGGCGCGAUCGAUUUCGAACCGUGCAGGAGCCAAUGCUUCGGCACACAGUCGCACACCUUCGCUGGCCGUGACCGAUACGUCUUUGCGCAGCCAGGAACAUGAAAUCACCGCCAGUGAAACCGGGAAUGCGGGCGGUGUUGUCAAGGUGACGUUGAUGGAAGCCCGAGGACUUCGAGGCGUCGAUAAAAGCGGUACAAGCGAUCCAUAUGUACGAGUGACGGUCGACCAACAACCCGUGUUCAAAUCCAAAGUAAUCAAAAAAUCAUUAACUCCGGUUUGGAACGAGAGUUUCAACUACACGGUCGCUAGGAAACCGACAAUUAUUGACUUUAAGAUCAAGGAUUACAAUCGGUUCAGUCAUUCAGUGGACCUGGGCGAAUGUCGCUGGAAUAUUUGGGAACUGCUUCCAAGUGGCAGUGCGACGACGGUGGACAAAUGGUUGCGACUGUAUCCGUCCGAUUCUGGUGAGAUUCAUGUCAAGAUAGAAUUUUCCCCGCAUUGAAAACCCACCUGAACCAAUCAAAAUGAGCAUCUGUUUUCAUGUUGGAAAAACCCUCUUUGCAUCGUCCGAAAACUGUUGAGUUCAAAAAAUGAAAACGAACCACCGAGAACCGUUUCUAUUAUCUUGCCUUUGGUAUUCCUCCAAGUAU